CAACCGCAGUCAAAAGAGUAAGACAAACAUCAUUAUCGCACGCGCUUGCUUUUCAGCUCUCUCUCUCUCUCUCUGUCGCUCGAAGACCGGUCAUCAUUGUCAUAAUUCUGCCUUCGCCGGAAACCAGAAUCUUGUGCCCUUUUAAAAACUUCAUAGAAGCCUCCCUCAAUUAUAUCUCUGGUGGUCUCCUGUCACUGAUCCAAUCACGAUGAGUACCGGUGAACUUCUCAGCAUCGAGCCUCAAGAGCUCCAAUUUCCCUUUGAAUUGCGAAAGCAGAUCUCAUGUUCUCUAAACUUAUCCAACAAGACCGACAAUUAUGUGGCUUUUAAGGUGAAAACGACAAAUCCAAAGAAGUACUGUGUAAGGCCUAACACUGGAGUUGUAUUACCUAGGUCUACGUGCAACGUUAUUGUUAUAAUGCAAGCUCAAAAGGAAGCACCUCCUGAUAUGCAAUGCAAUGAUAAAUUUUUACUUCAGAGUGUGGUUGCUAGUCCUGGAGCUACAGCAAAGGAUAUAACUUCAGAGAUGUUUAACAAAGAAUCCGAACAUCAUGUUGAGGAGUGCAAGUUGAGGGUUAUUUAUGUUGCCGCUCCUAGGCCGCCUUCCCCUGUUCGGGAAGGAUCUGAGGAAGGCUUGUCACCUAGGGCUUCUGUCUCGGACAAUGGUAGCUUGAAUGCUGCAGAAUCUGUGUCAAGAACUCGUCUUGAGCAGCAUAAACAUCAAGACAACUCAGAUGAUAUUGUGGCAAUACUUCUAAUUGCAGGCAAAGUCUCUCAUUUUCAAGCUGACUGAGGAGAAAAACUCUGCCAUUCAGCAAAAUAAGAGGCUGCAGCAAGAACUGGACCUCUUGAGACGUGAAUCCAAAAGAGGUAAUGGUGGUAUUCCAUUCAUGUAUGUAAUUCUUGUUGGCUUGGUUGGCUUGGUUGGCAUCAUUUUGGGGUACAUCUUGAAAACAACAUGACCGCCAAGUUUAUCCUUUCCUCCUUUGACACAUCUCGCGACUGCUAGAAAAAUGAAAUGAAGAAAAGUGGAUAAACAAAUGUAUAUUGAUGGGUUGUAUGUAGCUCUUGUUAAAUAUAUUACUUACUGGUCUUCAUGAAUGCACAAAAAACAAAGCCAAUGUGUGACGGGUAAGAAGCAACUAUGGUUCAUUGUAUUACCGUGCAUUGACAGUACAACUUUCAAGUGACAACCAUUGGAAUGGAUUUCAUUAUUGCUGUGAACAA
Gossypium raimondii (Peruvian cotton) is the source of this 1227-nucleotide messenger RNA. RefSeq names its product vesicle-associated protein 1-2. The record is from RefSeq and is a predicted model, not a curated record. Lineage: Eukaryota; Viridiplantae; Streptophyta; Magnoliopsida; Malvales; Malvaceae. The transcript is spliced from 8 exons. Bases 209 to 793 code for a protein of 194 amino acids. Gene Ontology annotation, biological process: endoplasmic reticulum membrane organization. Gene Ontology annotation, cellular component: endoplasmic reticulum membrane; plasma membrane.